UGAACGUUAUAGCAGGUGUGUGAUAGAGUGCAGUGAACGUUAUAGCAGGUGUGUGAGACACUGCAGUGAAUGUUAUAGCAGGUGUGUGAUAUAGUGCAGUGAAUGUUAUAGCAGGUGUGUGAUAGAGUGCAGUGAACGUUAUAGCAGGUGUGUGAGACACUGCAGUGAAUGUUAUAGCAGGUGUGUGAUAGAGUGCAGUGAAUGUUAUAGCAGGUGUGUGAGAUACUGCAGUGAAUGUUAUAGCAGGUGUGUGAUAGAAUGCAGUGAAUGGGGAAGCAGUGAGUGGGUGAGACACUGCAGUGAAUGUGAUAGCAGUGAGUAUGAUAGAGUGCAGUGAAUGUUAUAGCAGGUGUGUGAUAUAGUGCAGUGAAUGUUAUAGCAGGUAUUUGAUAGAGUGCAGUGAAUGUGAUAGCAGGAGUGUGAGAGAGUGCAGUGAAUGUUAUAGCAGGUGUGUGAUAGAGUGCAGUGAAUGUUAUAGCAGGUGUGUGAUAGAGUGCAGUGAAUGUUAUAGCAGGUGUGUGAUAUAGUGCAGUGAAUGUUAUAGCAGGUGUGUGAUAGAGUGCAGUGAAUGUGAUAGCAGGAGUGUGAGAGAGUGCAGUGAAUGUUAUAGCAGGUGUGUGAUAGAGUGCAGUGAAUGUUAUAGCAGGUGUGUGAUAGAGUGCAGUGAAUGUUAUAGCAGGUGUGUGAUAUAGUGCAGUGAAUGUUAUAGCAGGUGUGUGAUAGAGUGCAGUGAAUGUGAUAGCAGGAGUGUGAGAGAGUGCAGUGAAUGUUAUAGCAGGUGUGUGAUAGAGUGCAGUGAAUGUUAUAGCAGGUGUGUGAUAGAGUGCAGUGAAUGUUAUAGCAGGUGUGUGAGACACUGCAGUGAAUGUGAUAGCAGGAGUGUGAGAGAGUGCAGUGAACGUUAUAGCAGGUGUGUGAGACACUGCAGUGAAUGUUAUAGCAGGUGUGUGAUAGAAUGCAGUGAAUGGGGAAGCAGUGAGUGGGUGAGACACUGCAGUGAAUGUGAUAAAGUACAGUGAAUGUUAUAGCAGGUGUGUGAUAGAGUGCAGUGAGUCUGAUAGCAGGAGUAUGAUAAAGUACAGUGAAUGUUAUAGCAGGUGUGUGAUAUAGUGCAGUGAAUGUGAUAGCAGGACUGUGAUAGAGUGCAGUGAAUGAUAGCAGUGAGUGUGUGAGAGAGUGCACUGAAUUUGAUAGCAGGUGUGUGAGACAGUGCAGGGUUUGGUUUAUGAAUGAUGGUCCUGAACACUGCACCUGGUAUGUGACACACAUCUGAGACUGCUGGAGCAGGUGUGUAAUGUUAUUGUGUGAACGCAGGAGCAGUUGUGAGUAUAGGUGUAGUGUGUGUGCAGGAGCAGUGGUGAGACAUUGAAGUGAGUAUAGGUGUAGUGUGAGCGCAGGAGCAGUGGUGAUGACAGUGUGUGAGACGUUACAGUGAGUAUAGGUGUAGUGUGAGCGCAGCAACAGUGGUGAUAACAGUGUGUGAGACGUUACAGUGAGUAAAGGUGUAGUGUGAGCGCAGGAGCAGUGGUGAACAUUGAAGUGAGUAUAGGUGUAGCAGAAGUGCAGGAGCAGUGGUGACACAGUGCGUGAGACAUCACAGUGAGUAUACAUGUAGUGUGAGCGCAGGAGCAGGUUUGUGGCAGACUAAUGAUUACUAGAGUGGGUAUGUGAGUCAGGAGCUGUAGUGUAGCAGCUGCACUAAACACAGGACAAAUUGUGAACUACGAGAGAGUCAUAGACGGACACUGGAGGAAAGGCUGUGGAUGUGGGAGGCGUGAGUUGGUGCUAAGUGUGAUAGAUCAGACAGGAAGAUAAUGUCAGAGCUACAGGACAGGAGUGUCAGGAGCAGGGGGCGGGCUGUACAGGGGCAGGAACAGGUAUACUGCUGAGGUAAUGUCAGGGUGGGGCAUGCAAGCAGAGACAGACUAAACCUGUAGAAGAGACCAGUGACACACUGAGAGUGCUCAGCACAUGUCACACACUGACAUACUGGGAGGGUAAUAAUAAAGUACAUGUUGUGGGAGCAGCAGGUCAUAGUGGAGCACGGUGAGAGGAUCAAGAAAUAAACACAAAGACUGUUUUUAUCAUAAACUUCCACUACCUCUGCCUGACCAUGCAAGACGGUCAUUUUCUUAUGUCGGCCCUGCAGCCAAAUACGGACAUCUCCUCUCUGGCACUGCCCACCGACUCUCAGCUGAACCGCAAGCUUCGAGAUGAGAGCCAAGAACUACGAAAUGCCCGUGUUCAGGAGCAGGUGCGGGCACGCAUGAUGCAGAAGGGACAGUCCUCCUCCAGAGGUGACUCUGGCUAUGCAGAAAGUUACUCCUCUCGCGCCCAGUACAGCUCAGCGCCUACUUCCUAUAGCUCCCGUUCUCAGAUACUCAGCUCCGACCAAAGAAUUUCUACCAUGCGCCCGGUAGCAUAUGCCAGUUCGGGAGCAAUGAGGUCAGGCGGUUAUUCAUCUCGCUCUGCUGUUGAUAUGGGCGGCAGUGGCGCUCAGCGGAUCAGUGUUGCUGCACAACAAAGAGGUUACACCACCACUCGCCCAACCUCAUUUCAUGAACGUGUAUAUCCAACAGCCAGACGUGAGUAUGACACCAUGUCACUGAGGUCUCUUCACCUAGGGGAUAUGGAUGAGCGCUACAAUCAAGGGGCAUCAACUCAGGCAUCCUUCUACACCCGGCAAAUGUCUAGUGGCAGUGCCGCACCUGCACUUCAGAGGUCGCUGUCUGGAAACAUAUCCCAGGAUGGUGGUGGCGGCACAUGGGUUGAGAGAGCUGAGGUGGCACAGACUCGGACAAUCAGGGCACCUGCCAUGCGCACUCUGCAGCGUUUCCAGAGCACAAACCGUGCACGUGUGGCAUCCGCUUCCUAUGGUUCUAUGGGCGGUGUUACUGCUCAGCAGAUGCAGCAGCAUGUAGGUAGUGGAGUCGGUACCACUUAUGUCACAAACACAUUGGAACAAAGCUCACGGGCACCUUCGGUACGAAGUUUGGGAGAAUCCGCGCAUCAGAUGCAAGAGACCAGGGGCAUGGACAUGUAUGAUGGGAACAAGAGUCUGAUGAGCCAGCACUCAUUCACCAGUGGGUUCGAUGACAUGGACAUGCCAUCCGCAGUGAAGUAUUUGAUGGCAAGUGAUCCCAAUCUGCAGGUUCUGGGAGCUGCUUAUAUACAGCAUCGGUGCUACAAUGAUGCAGAGGCCAAGAAACAGGCUCGAGGGUAUCAAGCCAUCCCUAAACUUGUCAAACUAUUCAACCACCCAAACCAAGAAGUGCAGCGCCAUGCAACUGGUGCCAUGCGCAACCUCAUCUAUGAUAGUCCUGAGAAUAAGAUGGCACUGGUGGAGGAGAAUGGUGUGUUUGAACUGCUGCAGGCGCUGAAUGAGCAGGAUGAUGAGCUGAAGAAGAAUGUAACGGGCAUCCUUUGGAACUUGUCAUCAAGUGAUAAUUUAAAAAACAGAUUGGCUCGAGACACACUAACUCCACUGACAGACCGUGUGAUGGCUCCGCUGUCUGGUUCCUCAGGGUCUCUACUAAUCCAGCAGAAUGCCUCUGAGUCUGAGAUCUUCUACAAUGCCACUGGCUUUCUCAGAAACCUUAGCUCAGCCAGCGAUGAGACACGUCAGAAAAUGCGAGAAAGCCCAGGGUUGCUGGACUCUCUGGUGUGCUACACAAACCGAGCCCUGCAGUCUGGGAAAUCUGAGGACAAGUGCGUGGAGAAUGCAGUCUGUGUAUUAAGGAACCUGUCCUAUCGACUAUAUGAUGAGAUCCCACCAUCCUGCCUGCAGAGACUGGAGGGGACCCAGAGGGGGCGUACCUUGGCAGGAGAUGGAGUAGGAUGCUUCACCCCUAAUAGCCGCAAACUCAAAGAGCAACAAGGUACAGACCUAGCAACCUUUGCAGAGAUAACACGGAACCCUAAGGACAUGGAAUGGCUUUGGCAUCCGGAGAUUAUUGGAGUUUAUAACAAAUUACUGCAGCAGUGUGAGUUAAACCGGCACACCACCGAGGCGGCUGCAGGCGCCCUUCAGAACAUCACUGCUGGAGACCGCAGGUGGGCAGGUGUGCUGAGUCAAGUUGCACUGGAGCAGGAGCGGAUUCUGAACCCAGUUCUGGACCGUUUGAGGACGGCAGAUCACAGCCAGCUACGCUCUCUAACUGGGCUUAUCCGCAACCUCUCCCGACACGCCAGAAACAAGGAUGAGAUGUCCACCAAGGUGGUGAGUCAUCUUCUGGAGAAGCUCCCAGGUGAUGGUAGUGAUAAGUUACCCCCAGCAGAGGUUGUGGUAAACAUCAUUGCAGUGCUAAAUAACCUCACUGUAGCGGGACCACUCGCUGCCAGGGAUAUCGUUUACUUCAAUGGGCUGAGCAAGCUGAUGUUCAUUAAGAAGAAGAGAGAUGGACCAGACAAUGAGAAGUGCUCCCGCGCUGCAUCCAGCCUCCUCACUAACAUGUGGCAAUACAGCAAACUGCACCGCGACUUCAAGUCGAAGGGAUACAAGAAGGAUGAUUUUCUAGGGCCAUGAUUGGACAACAUGUGAAAUGACAACCCGUCUUCAGUCCAAAUACCAGGAAACAGUUGCUAACCGUGUGACAUUUUCCCAACUCCCUAAACCCUCUGUAAAUGACUCUGCAAGGAGCCUAUCUGCAGGGCCCAGUUUAAUCAGUGUGUGUUUUGAUAGCUAAACUUGUGUCUGUGCUAAUGCUCUGCUGAGUGUGUGAGUGCGCGUGUGUGUGUGCCUGAGUGUGUGAGUGAGUGUGUGAGUCUGUAUGCAUUUUAUAGGAGAGUGUGGUUUCAUGUAGACAAAGAAUGUUCUGAAUUGAUUUACUAUUGGAUGAUCAUAAGUAAAAUGCUGCAAUUCAGUGUAAUGUAUGUACUACAGGGUUAGGGUGUUGCAUUUGGAAGUUAUAAUAUUUAUUAGGUUGCAGGAUGAAGAUGUUGCAAAGUGAAAGAAUUAUUAGUGUAAAUGUGGCAACAUUGUGUUAUCCCCUUGGCUGUAAUGCUUUCACAAUCAUUUCUGGCAGUUAAAUGGUUAACAGAAGCACUAACCCUUAGCCCUGCAAUGUGUUAAUAUUGUGAUAUUUCAGUAUUUAACACAACCUAGCAAAAUUUUACUGUGCAACACUUCAGGUACAACAUUUGCUGUGUUAUAUUGAAUUAUGGUGUUUUAUUAAUGGGAUUCAAAUAGGAUACCGUCUGUAUUGUUAGCACUGCUGUAGCACCCCCUGCUGGAGGGAUACAAAUGUGUGUUUAGCCUAUGGGGCCUCCCAAUAUGAAUGUUUUGUACAAAAGAUUUUACUGUAUUUCAGUCCCUGAUGUCCUGGAACAGUUUUUAAGAAUGUAAAAAAAACAGCCUUUUAUCUCAGGGGAAUUUUAAACUGUGUGUGUGAUUUUUCUGUCACUGUAAUAUAUGGCAUUUGCACAGAUACAAAUAAAACAUUUUUAACUCUAUAAA
This is a messenger RNA of Bombina bombina (fire-bellied toad), 5455 nucleotides long. It is a transcript of the gene PKP3, whose product is annotated as plakophilin 3. The coding region runs from base 2114 to 4525 and encodes 803 amino acids. Gene Ontology annotation, biological process: cell-cell adhesion; cell-cell junction assembly. Gene Ontology annotation, molecular function: cadherin binding. Lineage: Eukaryota; Metazoa; Chordata; Amphibia; Anura; Bombinatoridae. The record is from RefSeq and is a predicted model, not a curated record. The transcript is spliced from 13 exons. Gene Ontology annotation, cellular component: plasma membrane; adherens junction; nucleus.